Malurus melanocephalus (red-backed fairy wren) is the source of this 1120-nucleotide messenger RNA. Its product is annotated as protein turtle homolog A-like. The record is from RefSeq and is a predicted model, not a curated record. Gene Ontology annotation, biological process: cell-cell adhesion. NCBI's taxonomy places the organism in Eukaryota, Metazoa, Chordata, Aves, Passeriformes, Maluridae. The coding region runs from base 311 to 1120 and encodes 269 amino acids. The transcript is spliced from 7 exons.
ACGGCAACGCCCGGCGGGGGGCGUGGCCGGGGGGGCCGGCCCCUCCCGGCGYCUCGGGUUUGUUUGCGGCCGGAGCCGAGCGGAUCCGAACGGAUCCGAACGGACCCGAACCGAGCCCGGAAAGAGCCGAAAGCGAGGCGGAAAGAACCGAGCGCAGCCGAACGCCGCCGGGCGGGCAUGAGGAGCGGCGGGACCGGCAGACCCCCGMGCCCCCCGCCCGGGGCCGGUGCUCCCGGGGCCACCCGGUCGAGCCCAAAGCUCCGCGGGCCCCGGUGACGCCGCGGGAGCCGCCGCAGGGGGGGCCUGGGCUAUGCGGUGGUGGCUGCGCGCCGCCGUCCUCAGCCUGCUGGCCGGAGUCGGGGGCAGCAACCCGAGCGAGCCCCGGGCCGUGGUGGGGCGCGUCGGGGGCAGCGCGGUGCUGGGCUGCGGGCUACUGAGCGCCCAGGACACUCGCCCGCCGCUCUACGUGAUCGAGUGGGUGCGAUUCGGCUUCGUGCUCCCCAUUUUCAUCAAGUUCGGGCUCUACUCGCCGCGCGUGGACCCCGAGUACGCGGCGCCCCCCACGUUCCUGGAGACGCCCCCCGCCCUGGUGGAGGUGCGRGUCCGGUCAGCGCUGACCCUCACCUGCCGGGCCACGGGCAACCCCCAGCCCGUGGUCACCUGGAGGAGGAGUGACCGGCCCGUCCAGAGCGGGGCYGGCGUGCAGGUGACCAACGGGACGCUGACCAUCGCCGCCGUGGGGCGAGCAAGCGCUGGCACCUACACUUGCCACGCGGCCAGCAAGGAGGGCACYGCCACCCACAGCACCCGCGUGCUGGUCCAGGGGCCGCCUGUCAUCGUGGUGCCACCGCAGAAUGUCACCGUCAACGUGUCCCAAGAUGCCUUCCUGGCGUGCCAGGCCGAGGCCUACCCGGGCAACCUCACCUACAGCUGGUUCCGGGGCGGCAGCAACGUGUUCCACCUCAGCCACCUGCAGUCCCGUGUCCGUGUCCUGGUGGACGGCAGCCGCCUCCACCUGCAGUCCCGUGUCCGUGUCCUGGUGGACGGCAGCCUCCUGUGGGGACAGGGGCAGGGAUGGCACCAGGGACAGUCUGGGGGUAAAUCUGUCACUCCAGGGUGA